UUUGUCCAUGACCGUAGGUACGUCCGUUUGCUGAGCUUCUGCUGGAAGGGGAACACACUUUCCAGUUCUUCGCAACCCUCCACUCGCUCCACUAACAACUGGCGACAACAGCCAGCAACGAAUAACGACACCGAGACACUCGCAGAGAUCCUUCUGGCAAGCGAGAGUGAGGUCUCACUAUCAGCUCUCAUACGUUCUUUAGUUGGUACAAUAACAGCAAUAAAAAUCGUGACCAAUUGUUACGGACUUAUCAAUGACGCGGAAAAAGUUUUAAAAAGACAGAAAAAAACACUACGACAACAUUUUUAUUGCUCGCGUGUGUAAUAAAAAUUUCUGGUGUUUACGUUACGUAUGAUGACAGUGAAGAGAUCUUCGUGUGUGCAUGUAUGCAUGUAGAGUACCCUGUAUAUAAUACGGUGGUGGUGGUGUGCGUCGGUACAGGCACGGCGGAGCAACGGCGCCGUCGUGUUAUCAGCAUCAGCAGCAGCAGCAUCAUCGCAGCAGCGGGAGUCUCCCGGGUCGCGCCUGUGAUGCAGUGCAGCACCGCUUACAAUCACCAGCAGCAUCAGCAGUAGCAGUCAGUAGCUGCCAGCCAGUUAGUUAUACGUACCUAUAAGUACCUACGUACACAGAGGUUGAGAGUGCGAUGUAGGGGAUCGUUUUUCCUAUUUUUGGGAGUGACUGACUGACAUAGCGUCGACGGGAUUGUAGCGGAGAUAUAGUUGUGUGUUUUUCUCGAUCUUAUCAUCAUCGCUCACCUCAUCCCUUAUUUAAUCGUCCAUCGUGUGACCCGGGCGCCUCCUCGUCCUCCUCUUUCUCCUCUUCCAGCGUGAUAUUUUGCUUCUAUCAUUAUUUCUUUACUAAUUAGUCGCGAGCUUCACGUACGAACUCAACCAACACACCGACGGACGUAAUUAUUAUUCAGGAACAUAAGUGCCCGGGGUAGAUGAAAGUGGUGGUGUUAGGCGAAGGGUUACUGUUGUUUUUGUUACUGUUGUUGUCGUCGUGCAGAUGUUGGUGCUGCUGCAGGGGAGGAUGUUCGACUCAACAACUCGAACGAUGUCGUCGUGUGGCCGUUUAGUAACCGUACUUAGCUUCUUGACUGCGACGGCUGUUUCGGCUCAACAACAAUACUUUAGAGUGCAGCCGCACGAUGUGAAAGUUCAAGAAGGGGGCGAAGCCCUGUUGGAGUGCGAAGUGGGAAAUUUAGCGGGACAAGUCCAAUGGACUAAAGACGGCUUUGCUUUAGGUUUUCUGACGAUAAUACCAGGCUUCCCACGGUACUCUGUAAUAGGAGAUCGAAAUCACGGUGUCUACAACUUGAGAAUCAGCAACGCAUCAUUGGAAGAUGACGCCGAGUACCAGUGUCAAGUUGGACCUGCACGACUACAAAAAGCGAUUCGCGCCAAUGCACAACUUACUGUUAUCUCACCCCCAUCCUCCGUAGAGAUUUUAGACCAUCCUCAUAAUUCAAAGAUAGAAAUUAAAGAGAAAGAACAACUGACCCUUGAAUGCCGAGUUAGAAAUGCCAAACCUGCUGCCAAAAUAGUCUGGUAUCGGGGCAAUAUAGCUUUAAACAUACCGAACCGGGAAGACGAUACUAUUGAAGUUUCGUCAAGAGUUGGAGUGAAAAAAGUCACCAGAUUUGACACACACUCACGUAUAACAAUCACACCAACAUCCGAAGACGAUUAUGCAGAAUAUACUUGUGAAGCACACCAGGAAGCUCUAUCACCUGAUGUCCCAAUGAGAACAUCAGUACAUUUAAGCGUUUUAUAUCCACCGGGACAACCUUACAUAGAAGGAUAUUCCGAAGGGGAGACGGUACGGAAGGGAACCACGGUGGAAUUGGUUUGCAAGAGUAGAGGGGGUAAUCCUCCAGCUCAAUUAAUCUGGUACAAAAACGGAGAACAGAUCAGAAUGGCUUAUCGAACUGCUGGCAGGGUUUCCGAAAACAUUUACGCAUUUACUGCUGAAGCUGGAGACAACAAGUCGCGAUAUAAGUGCGAGGCCAGCAAUAUUAUGUCUGUCAAACCUUUGAAGGCUGAAAUUGACCUGACUGUACUCUUUUCACCUGCUCACGUAACCAUUACCGGUCCAACGGAAGCUAGGGUAGGAGACGUAGUCCCUCUGACGUGCACCACUGCCAAUAGUAACCCGCCAGCUGAUAUAAAGUGGAUGGUGGGGGGUCGCCAAAUGAGAAAUGCCACCUCACGAACUACCGUUUCGCCAGACGGUGGUUGGAUCACGAUAUCAAAUAUAACCGUCCAAGUGGAACCUAAUAAGAAAAGUCUGGUCGUAAUAUGUCAUGGGGUCAACAUGCAACUUACAGAGAAUGUAGUAUCGACACAUACAAUUAAUGUUUUAUAUCCUCCUAGUCAGCCUUUCAUUCAUGGGUAUACAAAAGGCACUAGUGUGCCUGUGGGAACCGUCCAAAGAAUUUCGUGUACUUCAUCAGGGGGUAACCCUCUAGCAACGAUGACAUGGUACCGAAAUGAUAAAAAGAUUAAUUCAAAGAUAAAAACUACCGAGAAGUCUGUGACAGCUGAGAUAGAAAUAUUAACAAACUAUACCGACAACGAAUCUAGAUAUAGAUGUGAAGCAACGAAUCCAGCAACUGAAAUACCUUUAUUUGAAACCAUAACCAUGAGUGUUUAUUUCCCCCCUGAAACAGUAAAGAUUCGUGUGGAACCAGAAGUGUUGAAACCAGGAGUGGAAGCUACAUUGAUAUGCGACUGUAGUUCCAGCAAUCCCCCUGCAAAAUUAUCAUGGUGGAGGGAAGGCAUUCCUGUUCAAAGUAUGUCUAAUUCGACGAAACCCGGCCUGCAUGGGGGAAAAGUUUCUUCCAUCGAUCUGAAACUAAACAUCACUGAAGAUAUGAACGGAAUCGUGUACACGUGUCAAGCUUCAAACGAGGUACUUCAAAUAUCAGCACAUCAAGCUUUCCCUUUGAAAGUACUUUAUAAGCCGGUGUUUGAGAAGAACAUUGAAGAAGAAGUAUAUGGUAUUGAAGGGGAGCCUUUAAUUAUAACACUACAAGCAAAUGGAAAUCCUACCUCAGUUACGUAUACUUGGACAAAGGAUGGUCUUCCUGUAGCACAAAUGGCUUCCAGUUCCGGAAUGGACCGCAUAGUUUCCGAUGGGCCUAUACUAAAUAUAACGAAACUGAAUAGACAUGACGCAGGUACCUACUCUUGUGAAGCACUAAACUCUCAGGGAAGUUCCGUAGCACAAGUUAACGUCAGCGUCGAAUAUCCUGCUACUAUAAUGUCUGUGAGUGAAAAUGUGGUAGUCAGUCCAGAGGAAGACGCAACAUUGUGGUGUUCGGUUAGUGGGAAUCCCUUAAAAGACGAUACCGUUGCUUGGAAGAGAGUAGGGUUCGAUUUCGAAGGAAGGGCAGUAAUAACGUAUGAUAAGAAUAAUCGGACGUCGUGGUUACAAAUAAAACGAGUAACACGUGACGAUCUAGGCGAAUUUCAAUGCAUUGCUCAAAAUGGAAUUGGAAAUUCUUCUGUUAGAGAUGUGAUGCUCAUUGUUAAACAUAAGCCGGAAAUGGACAAAAGUCCUGCACUACAAAAAUUCGCCAGUGACACCGGAAAUUCUGGAAGAUUAAUUUGCAGGACUCGCGCUUCUCCUUUGCCUCGGUAUUCGUGGGCAAGAAAUGGGAGUCCUAUUGCGGCAAAUGUUUCCGGAAAGUAUUACAUGGCAUUCCGACAGAUAGACAUAUUAACAUCCGAAUCUAUAUUAAUAAUAUCACAUGUAACAUCAUCCGAUUACGGGAAUUAUGAGUGCGUCGCGAAAAAUGAGCUUGGAUUCGCCACGAAUACGCUUCGUUUGGAAAUAACCUCUGCCCCCGACCCUCCGGAGACUUUAACGGUACUAAAUGUUACUCACGACUCCGCCACAUUGAGCUGGAGCCCUGGUUUUGACGGAGGUAUGGAAGUCAGAUACCGUAUAAGGUAUAGGAAAAUAAAUGAAAAUGGAUACAAAUAUGAGGACGUUACGACCCCAAAUGUUACAUAUUAUGUGAUAAAAGGCCUAGAAACGGACACUGCUUACACAUUUUCUAUAAUGGCUUCUAACAAAUUGGGCGAAAGCAAAUAUUUGCCUGAUUUAGUAACAGCAAAAACUACAACUCACGUUACCGACACCGUUGAAAAGGUUAUUCCAGACGAUUUAUUAGAAAAACAAGAUCUACCGCGUAUCGUCAUUAUAACAGUUUCAGUCAUAGGAGUCGUUCUUUUAUCAAUUAAUAUCGGCCUCGUUGCUGGUUGUAUAUUCAAGAAACACGCAAAACGUAUACGAGAGCAAAACAAUCAAAACAGCAAAUCAGCCACCAUAGAAAUGUAUGCACCGAGCAGCUAUAAUGACACCGUUACUGGGGAAACGUUAUCAUCCCUUAGUGAAAAAAGCGAAACAUACAGCAAUGAAGGAAGCAACGAUUACGUUGACGAUAAUCGUAAACAGGCAACCAGUACAUAUUUGAUGGAACACCAAGAUUAUAAUGCAGCUUAUACUGCAUAUCCUGGUUAUGAAAUGCAAAUACAACCGAGUAUGCUAAAAACACAUACGUUACCUCACCCCCACCAUCAGCAACACAUAGAUAAAACUAGACCCAGGGACGAUCAAAAUUUACAUUACCACACAGGAAAUCUUUCAGCCAAGUCAUCUUAUAUAAGCGCCCCCUCCCCGGCUCCUCCCGCCGACGGUUCGUAUUUUAACGUUGCUGACAGGUACCUAUCUUAUCCGCCGUCUUUAGACUUUCCCAAUCACGAUCACCACCAUCAUCGGGCCCCGGGGCCUCCGGCGGUCCCACCUUUUCCCCAACACGUUGCUCUCGCGCCGUCGCCACUUCCGGUAACGCAAAACGGCUCCUUGAUACGUGGUGGAGGUCAAAAAGGUCUUGGAACUGCAUCUACCGUUCCGCCACCGGAUGUUUUACAUAACACGAGUCAGGGAGCGCAAAAUAUUUCGCAGAAGAAACAGGAAAUGUCAAGUUUCGGUUAUUACAGUGCAAACGAACCGCAGGACGGACAUCUUGUUUGAAAUGCGGUCGAAGAAACUCUCGAAAGACUUUAAAAAGAAAAACACGUAUGUUUAAAGUACAAAAAGGUCGUACCGUAACAAAUUGUUUGCUUGUUGAUGAUGGUGUUUACAAAGAUGGUAUUCAAGACUCAUUUAAGAAAAAGUGAAAUGUUUUUAAUCGUAGGAUAGACGACAAGAGGUCAUUUAACGUUAUUGAUUAUUGUGUAAGAAUUGUUGCAGAUAUUUUUGAUCCGUUUUUUCUUCAAACAGAAAAACAAGAAUAAUAACUGAUAGGGUGAAAGAAAAAAAUAAUAAAUAAUCGUCGACAGUACUAAGCAAUACGAUUAAAUUAAUCUUAUUGCAUUUGUUAAUAAACGAUUGUCGUUCUCUGUGUAUGUACUAGAUGCUAAAAUGUGAUCUGAAACCUAGCAAUAUGUGUGAAAUAAAGAAAAACGUUGCAUUACU
Molecule: messenger RNA, 5490 nt
Organism: Agrilus planipennis (emerald ash borer)
Lineage: Eukaryota; Metazoa; Arthropoda; Insecta; Coleoptera; Buprestidae
Gene: sns
Product: nephrin
Exons: 17
Coding region: 1012-5046 (1344 amino acids)
Biological process (GO): cell-cell adhesion
Cellular component (GO): cell-cell junction
Molecular function (GO): cell adhesion molecule binding
Source: RefSeq, a predicted model, not a curated record